Molecule: messenger RNA, 1286 nt
Organism: Carica papaya (papaya)
Lineage: Eukaryota; Viridiplantae; Streptophyta; Magnoliopsida; Brassicales; Caricaceae
Product: protein ABIL2-like
Source: RefSeq, a predicted model, not a curated record
UACCCUCCUGCAAGUUCACUAUCUUUCUUUUUGUUUUAUUAUUCAAUGGAAAUAAGGAAAGACCAAUUACUCUCCUUCUAAGCAUUUUGAGUUUAUACUUUAAGAAAAUGGAAGCUGGGUUUUAAGUUACAGUUCCAUAUCAACAAGAGGGAAGUAGUUAUAAGGACAACAUGACUUCUGCAACUUUGGCCUCUGGUCCUGAACAAGCUUCAAACCAUGAUGAAUUCUUCAUGCACCAGACUCUACACUUCUCGGAUAAUUUAAGGGAUUUGAAGAAUCUGAGGAAACAAUUGUACUCAGCCGCAGAGUAUUUUGAAGCAUCUCAUGGCAAAGAGGAGCAAAAUCAGAUGGUUGUAGAUACAUUGAAAGAUUAUGUCAUCAAAGCUUUGGUAAACACAGUGGAUCACUUGGGGUCAGUAGCAUACAAGGUAAACUGUUUUCUGGAUGAGAAAGUUGGCGAAAUUUCUGAAAUGGAGCUUCAAUUAUCUUGUGGUGAACAGAGAAUAAAAGCAUGUGAAAAAUUUAUCAAGCAAGGUGGUCUUUAUCAGCAAUUUUUGGUAAUGGAAACCCCUAAGCACCAUAAGCGGUACAUAUUUACAGAUGUGGAAACCACAGAUGGAAUGGGUCUGAGCAGAUCUGAUUAUCAGUGCAGGAGCUUUAGUGCUGGAGAGUACUCACGUCGGUUUAGAAAUGCUAUUCGAGCAACGAUAAAAGAGUCUCCUUCAUAUAUUAGAGGAAGGUAUGGCAUGAUGCAGUCACCACAAUCUGUCUCAAGGCAAGGGAACUUUUUAUUCACAACGCUUUCACCCAAUAACAAAACAGAGAAACGAUCAACAUCUCCCUUCGGCCUGUCUCUCCUACGGUCUGGAUCUGCUCUAAAGAGAUCUAUUUCUCCAAAUCAUUCUAGAAAAAGGUACCCUUCAGAGCCUCAGAGAUCAGCUUCAUUGUCUACUCAUGCUGCAAGAGAAAGAGCAUCAAAUGACAUGGAACAGUACGCCAGCAAAAGCAAAAGGCUCUUUAAAGCCUUGCUCAGCAUGCGCACUUCUAGAAAGGAUGGCGCCUUAUACAAAUUCUUAGAUGAGAACUGAAAGGACAAUAGUUAGAAGACAUUGGGAAGAUAUAUACCUAUUCUGCAAUUCUUUUUGUCUACACAGCCUUUGAUUUAUCAAAUAAAAUUCUACAGUAAUUAUACAUUGUGAUACUUCAAACUUAUAUUAAAAGCAAACAAUGCAAAGAAACAUGAACUCUCUUGAACUUGUCUAUAUCAAGGAGGGUUCAUUUAUAUA